ACUAGCUUGUUAGGCAACAGUUGAACACAAACUGUUAGGAGCCUUUUCAGUCUCGAUAGGUCAGCUGGAGCGCUAUCAGUACUCCUAGUGCGUGGUGACACGUUGUGCGGUUUGCUUGGUCUUCGAUCGAUGGUGUAUCGUCAGAUUGAGGAAGGUUCCAAGGCAGUAUUCGACACUAGAUCGUUAGCAUUCUUACAGAGCUCUAACAAAGCAGGGAGUGUGCGCGCAACACCUGGUGUGUGGAAGAACAUCCCAUCCAGCUUACUGAGAGACCAAAACCAUCGACGAAUAUCCCACCUUAAACACGACUGGUUGUGUGCGAUACCAGCUGUACCAAGCCCACGGGCGACACACCAGUAUCCUACUAUUCCUAGCCUGGGAUCGGGGCACAAAGCCGCGACGGCGACGUUACACGAAACGUGGAAAGUUUUCACUCGAGUGUGGCCCGCGUUGCUAAUAAGGCAACGUCGGGUGUCCUGCGGCGCUCCCCGUUGGAAGAAAGCGGAAGAUCCCGCCGCAGACCUUUCCUGCUUCUCUCCCUGGCAUAGAUCUUGAUCACGCUGUACGCUGUGCAUUGGUGUCUAGCGUGACUAGGUCAACCGUCAACCGUUUUCAGUGAGAUUGCUAUGCAGUAUGUAAAGCUGUAGCGCUGUAUAUUUCAUUAGGCUAGUUCUCCAGCAGUGCCCAGGACUGGCAAGCCUGGCAAGACAGUAGUCCUGUGGAAACUGAGUAUCCUUGUCAGGAGACGACCCAGCUGCUGCUGAGCCUGAAGUAGUAAUAGUAGGUAGCAAGAAACAAGCAAGGGUGUUUGCCAAGCAAGACUCCAUCAGCAGGAACUCCGUGUAACAGCAAUGGAGGCACCAUGCGGUGGUCUACACUCGUUUCUGGCCAGGGUGGUGUGCUGGUUGUCUGCGAGUUGUAUAAUGGCGUGUGUAGGACAGAUUGCCGACAAUGAACGCAUUCUUCAAACCAAACGACCUCCGUCUCAGACAGAUGUGGUAGAUUCCUUAUUCCACGACCAUGCCCAGUCUCUGUUGGACCCUGUAACUGGUGAAGGUAAGGGCCAUAACGGAGAUCUAUCGGUGACUUUACCACCACGUCCACUGGACUACGUCAGGUUCGGCCAGGGUCACGGUGCGAGACCAACCUUUGACUAUGGACAUAUGGGAGGAAUGAUCGGAGUAGGGUAUCAACAAGGGGAGCUCAACUUACUACCUGCUGAGGGUAAUGCAGCAGCAACAGCUGAGACGAAAAGAAUGGGUAACAACCAACCAAGACUUCCUCCAAUGGAGUCUAUAGCUGCGGGAGAUGCCAACGGACAAGGUAGUGCAGGUAGUAGUAGUAGUAGUCAUCGAGCCAUCAACACUAUUCUCAACAGUGGAGCCAAUCAUGGUACCAUACCGGGAUUAAUACAGGAACAAUGGAGUCGUGGUGGCAGACUGAACCUGACAUGCCAGCACGUCCUAUGGCCAACGCAUCUUCUGGAGUUGUGUGACUUCGACCCGUUGUAUCGCAUCGUGGGUCAACGUCAACCCAGUGUGCAAGAGUUGCUCAAACUUACACGUCAUUACGCAAUGAUUUACGCCCAGAUACGCUCUCAGACGACUGAACUCUGCGCCGACGCUGCCGUCGAGCAUAUCUGCCAUCAGCAAGUACCGCGCUGCGAGCAGAGUGCUGUGAAUUCCGUCACCGGCAUGGCCGUCUGGAGUAUAGAGGGUGUGAACACGCAGUGUUUCAACGUCCACCGAUACUGCCACUCUCCGCAAUCCAGGAGAGUUCUCAGCGAGAUGAAGAUCUGUACCGGUGGUGGUGACGUCAUUACGGGACGGUAUGAGCUCAAUACGUGCAAGCCCAUAGCAAAUUCUGCAAUGGGUGCUAGAAGAUCGCGCAUGCCUGGAGGCGUGGGAGGUGCAUUUCGACCCGGCUUUGGUCAGCAGGCGAGAACUACUUGCACUUCCAGCGUUGCACCAGGUAUACGGGUGCCCGACUUUCAGAUACCGUUCUUCCAGAUUCAUCGCCAAAUGAAUGCACAGCUCAUGCAAUUGCAGCGAGCAGCGGCACAGGGUGCUUUGCCACGGGUUUGUCGGCAACUUGUCCAGCAGUUUACCUGUACACCUGAACAACAGUGCAGUGCGGAUGGCAGACGGAUGGUCUCCGGGAGAAGCAAAGAACAAUGUAUGGCGGUGAAGACGUGCUUACAGCAGUCUAUGUUUCAUUUCGCAAUCGACUGUGGAUCACUUCCAAGUAAACAAAGUGUGGCUGAACUCGACUUGAGGCCGUCCAGACACGGUUCAGCUAUUGGCAUGAAGAAAGUGAAAGGUCCGCGGGGAUUCUUCUUCUCCUCGGCGCCCAGACAUGCACUUGAUUACCCGUUACCUGUCCUUGCCGUGGCGUUUGUGCUGUCCUUCCUUGCCACAUGAUGCAUUCCACCGCCGUAUGCCUGCUCUCCUGAUGUCCGGCCUGGAGUGGAUCAAUUGCAGACAGGAGCUUUGUGAUAGUGCUCGAAGGGUAUACGAUUAUAGCUCAAAGCUCUCAACCCGUGUCGUGUCCACACCACUACAAACACAAGUACCUUGCGUAUGGUGUAGGACAUUCCUCUCGGAAAGCAUUCUAUAAUCCAUCACGGCAUUUGGUGAUGGGCAGGUUGCCGCUGGUGCUGGCAAUCCAGACUGUGGCAAUCGUUCAGCACGAAAACCAUGAAUUCGUCUAAGUGUAUGAAUGCAUGCGUUGGUGGCAAUAUUUUGGGACAUUGAUUGUUCGUGGACAUAAUAGGCAGCGGCCAAAAUGUGUGUAUGCAUGACUGUGCGUUGGUUUGGUAUGCUCCUCUGGCCUCUUCCCAGUAUUACUUCCUGCCAGUUUCCAGAGAGGAUCCGCUUGAAUUGAAAUUAUUGCGUAUCUUGCGUGUCAGCCAUUUUCUGACUUUGAUCGGACCGAUAUUCUACCCACACUUUAGCACUCUGUCAUUUGUGUAUUACAAUUUGUACGCCUUGAAGUCUGAAUUGCCAUCAAAGGCAGUACCUAUUCAGUGAAUGGGAAAUCUGCAUACUAGUACUCUACACUGCAUUGUAACGAAAAGGAGAGAGCAGUGUUCAAUGUACAUGUAAUUGCUCUGGAGCCAAUUUUGGAUAGGGCUUGCGUAAACUUUAACACUCCUCGCAGACAGUUUAAUUGUGCAUAACAAAACCAAUGUGACGCAUGCUGUAAUAAGGACUUCAGUCUUCUUGAGAAAUGCAUGUACAUGUAUGAAUACCAGUCUUGUAUAAUGCCUUCUUUUAACUUUCAACAAUACAGUCAUGCACAUGUAUGUAUGUACAUGUAUGUAUGUAUGUAUGUAUGUAUGUAUGUACAUGUAUGUAUGUAAUUUCAAUUGAGCAACACUAA
Molecule: messenger RNA, 3381 nt
Organism: Sycon ciliatum
Lineage: Eukaryota; Metazoa; Porifera; Calcarea; Leucosolenida; Sycettidae
Exons: 4
Coding region: 852-2420 (522 amino acids)
Source: RefSeq, a predicted model, not a curated record